Messenger RNA from Sclerotinia borealis F-4128, 603 nucleotides. Lineage: Eukaryota; Fungi; Ascomycota; Leotiomycetes; Helotiales; Sclerotiniaceae. The record is from the annotation of a GenBank genome assembly.
AUGCGCCAAGAGUACAACACUAUAAAUGAGUCAUUUGAUUGGUAUCCAGGUCCGUACUAUUGGAUGUAUGGUCGACGUUUUGGUUACGAUCUUUCGGUUUUCGAAAGUUGUUUGCGGGAUUAUGCCUGUGCAGUCGGUCUGCUAUUGUCACUGCCAGUUCCUAAGGACGCUGCUCCAGGUCCAGUAGGCGGUGGUCAUUCCAACCACCCAAUCUUCGAGAUUUACAGCACUGAAGAGAAUCGAGCACCAGUUACGUACGCAUCGGUCGAGGAGCUCACGAAGCACAUCAAUGAGUUGCUUCUCCCGCGACUUACACCUGAUGCUAAGCUUAUCGAUUUUUCUAACGAACCCUUAUGCUAUGUUAUGAGCGAUCUUAACAAUGGCAAUGUUAUGUUUCAUGAUGGACAAAUCUAUUUGAUCGAUCAUCUUGAUGCUGGAAUCAUGCCUUUGUCUUUUAUGACAAUUGUUGCAGACCUUGGACGUAAUGUGGAUAAGCAUCUUAUCAAGCAUCUAAAGCUUCCACAAGCCAAUCAUCAAGGGUUGACAUACGUUCGAGGUGCUUUCUGGCCUCCAUUAGACGAUGAGGAUGAGGACGAUGAAUAA